GAAAAAGACCUCAAACUGCCCCAAAAUCAGCUGUGAGGCAUAGUGCAGGUGAAAACAACUGAGCGGAAGAAAGUGAUGGGUGUUCUGGAUAUAUAUGGCUUUGAGAUUUUUCAGGAUAACAGUUUUGAACAGUUCAUUAUCAAUUACUGUAAUGAGAAGCUGCAGCAGAUCUUCAUCCUGCUCACCUUAAAGGAGGAACAAGAAGAAUACAUUCGUGAGGGCAUUACUUGGACCCACGUGGAUUAUUUUGAUAACAGCAUCAUCUGUAACUUGAUUGAAGACAAUAAAAGUGGAAUUCUAGCUAUGUUGGAUGAAGAGUGCCUUCGCCCUGGAGAAGUGAAUGAAGAAACAUUCCUGAACAAACUUAACCAGGUCUUUUUGAAACAUCAGCGCUAUGAGAGCAGAGUUACCCAGAAUGCCAAGCACAUCAUGGAUACCAGCUUGCCUGUCAACUGCUUUCGAAUAGAACACUAUGCUGGAAAGGUAAGUUGUGUUGGGAGUCCUUCUCAGUUCUUGGAAGCAAGGAAGGAAGAGCAAAGGAAGACCACUGAAUCUGGGGAUGCAGGGCAGAUGAGCCUAGUUUUCUAAACAUGGUGAUCUUGGAUCUCUUUGGAGAUGUUCUCAAUGAUAUGAUCCAUAGCACUGUAAAACUAAUUAAACGAGUUCAGUCAGGGAAGUUAAAUGAAUAUUUUGUGUCAGGACUGAAAUGCAAGCCAGGUAGGAAUCUUUUAAGGAUA
This is a messenger RNA of Pseudonaja textilis, 737 nucleotides long. The record is from RefSeq and is a predicted model, not a curated record. NCBI's taxonomy places the organism in Eukaryota, Metazoa, Chordata, Lepidosauria, Squamata, Elapidae.